Ambispora gerdemannii is the source of this 516-nucleotide messenger RNA. Lineage: Eukaryota; Fungi; Glomeromycota; Glomeromycetes; Archaeosporales; Ambisporaceae. The record is from the annotation of a GenBank genome assembly.
AUGACUAACAACGCCCAAGAACAAAUUAAUUUAAUUACCAAUAAGUCAAAAAUUAGAUAUUUAGAUAUUAGUAAUAGAGAUUUAACUGGUAAUGUUGAUUUAAAAGAAUUUACCGGUUUAAUUAGUCUCAAUUCUUAUAACAACAAAUUUGAAAGUUUGGACUUUUUAAACUCUUUACCAAACAAAGAGCAAUUAAAAAAACUAAACUUCUUUGGUAAUCAGAUAAAAGAAAUAGAUUUGGCUCAUUUAUUCAGUACUUUUCCUAAAUUGGAGUAUCUGAAUUGUGAAAAUAACCCUUUGUCGGCGAAAAACUUGGAUAAUUUAUCCAGCGAACAUCAAGGAAAUAACAACCAGCAGCAGAACGCUCAAUAUUUACAAACUCUUAUUCAGCAAGGAAGUUCGCCAGUUAAGGAUAAUAAACAAAAUGGUAAUAAUAAUCCUUUAUUAGUUGGUGGUUUAGUGAUUUUUGGAAUUACUACCUUAGCAAUUGACUAUUUGUUAGGCAAAAAGUCAAAA